AUGUCCAUCCCAAACUCCUACCUGGCUGUCCCUCAAAGCCGCCCAUCUACCUGGCUGUCCCUCAAAGCCGUCACUCCUACCUGGCUGUCCCUCAAAGCCGUCACUCCUACCUGGCUGUCCCUCAAAGCCGUCACCCUACCUGGCUGUCCCUGCCGUCACUCCUACCUGGCUGUCCUCAAAGCCAUCACUCCUACCUGGCUGUCCUCAAAGCCGUCACUCCUACCUGGCUGUCCCUCAGCCAUCACCCUACCUGGUCCCUCAAGCCUCACCCACCUGGCUGUCCCGCCGUCCCUACCUGGUCCUCAAAGCCGUCACUCCUACCUGGCUGUCCUCAAAGCCGUCACCCUACCUGGCUGUCCCUCAGCCAUCACUCCUACCUGGCUGUCCUCAAAGCCAUCACUCCAACCUGGCUGUCCCUCAAAGCCGUCACUCCCUACCUGGCUGUCCCUCAAAGCCAUCACUCCUACCUGGCUGUCCCUCAAAGCCGUCACUCUACCUGGCUGUCCCUCAAAGCCACACUCCUACCUGGCUGUCCCUCAAAGCCGUCACUCCUACCUGGCUGUCCCUCAAAGCCAUCACUCCUACCUGGCUGUCCCUCAAAGCCAUCACCCUACCUGGCUGUCCCUCAAAGCCAUCACUCCUACCUGGCUGUCCCUCAAAGCCAUCACUCCUACCUGGCUGUCCCUCAAAGCCAUCACCCUACCUGGCUGUCCCUCAAAGCCAUCACUCCUACCUGGCUGUCCAAAGCCGUCACUCCUACCUGGCUGUCCUCAGCCGUCACUCCUACCUGGCUGUCCCUCAAAGCCGUCAUCUCCUACCUGGCUGUCCUCAAAGCCAUCACCCUACCUGCUGUCCCUCAAAGCCAUCAUCCUACCUGGCUGUCCUCAAAGCCAUCACUCCACCUGGCUGUCCCUCAAAGCCGUCACUCCUACCUGGCUGUCCCUCAAAGCCGUCACUCCUACCUGGCUGUCCCUCAAAGCCAUCACCCUACCUGGCUGUCCCUCAAAGCCACUCACUCCUACCUGGCUGUCCCUCAAAGCCGUCACUCCUACCUGGCUGUCCCUCAAAGCCGUCACUCCUACCUGGCUGUCCCUCAAAGCCGUCACCCCUCCCUGA
Messenger RNA from Homarus americanus (American lobster), 1116 nucleotides. RefSeq names its product adhesive plaque matrix protein-like. The record is from RefSeq and is a predicted model, not a curated record. The coding region runs from base 1 to 1116 and encodes 371 amino acids. NCBI's taxonomy places the organism in Eukaryota, Metazoa, Arthropoda, Malacostraca, Decapoda, Nephropidae. The transcript has a single exon.